Linnemannia hyalina is the source of this 1128-nucleotide messenger RNA. The record is from the annotation of a GenBank genome assembly. NCBI's taxonomy places the organism in Eukaryota, Fungi, Mortierellomycota, Mortierellomycetes, Mortierellales, Mortierellaceae.
AUGGUAGUCUACGGAGGAAGCCCCAACGACAAAUCCGCUAUGAGCGGCGAAAUCUUCAUGUUUGACACCAUCAGCCAAACUUGGACAAAAGGCAAAGCCGGAGAACCACGCGCCUACGCAACUUGCACCAUCGCCGGAGACCAACUCCUCAUCUGGGGCGGCAUGGCGGCCAACAAGACUGUCGCCUCAGGAGAUGUGUUGGUUUAUAAUAUGGGGAAUGAUACUUGGGUGCAGGGGUAUAUCCCACCGGCUGAGUACUUGAACCCGUCGGCGACGACUUCGGCUGGUGCAGAUCCUUCUUCCACUGAUAAAGAUGGUAGUGGCGGUAGGGGAGCGAAUGUGGGGGCUAUUGUGGGAGGUAUUGUUGGAGGGUUGGUUGUGGUUGCAGGAGUUGUGUUGUUUCUCUUCCGACGACGACGACAGGAUCACCGCCAACGUGAUGACAGUUCAGCCUCCGGAAAAGACCUGUCGACCACCAACCGCACCAAUAACAACGACGGCACCAGCGCAAUAGAAAAACUCCACGCCACAGGAUACGGGACACCCAGCAACAAAUCACUCAAGGAAGAAAAAGAAGAACUCCAAACCCUCCGCGAACAACUCGAAGCCCAGAAGAAACAACAAGCAGCCCUACAACGCCAAGUAGAGGAACUCAAGAGCCAGCAUGCCCAGGAUGCCGUGUACGGAUACCAACCACCCACUUACUACCCUCCAGGAACAUCAUCAACAAUACCAACACAACCAGUGAUCUUUCAGCCCUACCCGGAGCAAGGGCCUGUGGUUUACAAUCCUACUUCUCCUCCGCCGCCCGUCCCUCCGCGCAUCCCUGUCACAACCGAACUCAGCUCUGGAAAUGUGCCAGCAACAGUGUCAAGCAUCCUUGGACGUCAGCUCCGAUACGCACAAUCUUCCAAGGUUCGAGCCCCAGACCUGCCUAACGGUAACGACGACAUCAUCGUCAUCGUCCUCCUCCCCAGAAUCGCUCUUGAUUCGCCAGACGCGAACGGAUUCAUCUCGGCAGCCGGUGACAAACUCCAGUGGUACAGUCGGGUUCCAGGCGACACUGGUAACGGAUCCAAAGAACCCGCGGACAAUAGCAGUACACGACCAUGUGUCUUGUUGAUGUGA